Molecule: messenger RNA, 1923 nt
Organism: Symbiodinium natans
Lineage: Eukaryota; Dinophyceae; Suessiales; Symbiodiniaceae
Source: the annotation of a GenBank genome assembly
AUGAUGUCGGCUGAUGCCGAAAAGGGGGAGCAGCGCAAGCUGCUCCAGACCCCUGCAGACGAGCCUCGAAGCUUUCCAAUGAUGCAGCCCAACCCUGGAUACAGCAACUCGCUGUUCUGCUGGCCUGGUGCCUGCUUGUAUCCUUUGGCUGCCAUCAUCCUUUUUGCCCUUGGUCUUGUGGCGGUGGUGUUCUUAAGUGCCGGCACCAUUCUUGCCGCCUCGAUCCUCCUCUUGCCCGGGUCGUGCUUCGUGAUGUACACGUGCAUGUGGCAGGGCUACCCUGCAUACUGGACUUGGGAUCUAUAUGUCCAUAUGAUCUAUUUGUCGCACAUGAUCCUUCACUGGGGAGUGCCUCUCCCGAACGCAAGUGAGAAGUUCAUGCCCUUGGACAUGAUGAGGCCAAAGGAGAAAUUGCCAAAGGUAUACGUGGACUAUACUUUGAAUCUCCAGGUGCCUUUGGGCGAUUCGGACCAAUUCCUGCGCCCAUAUAUCACACCGAGAUGGCACCACAACCUCGUCGAGCAUAACCUGAACUUGGUGCCAGCAUUCGACAGGUUUAGCGAGUUUGAGCCAGAAGAGGAUUGUGUUCAAUAUGUCAUGAAGCAGCUACAAGCAAUUUACCCACCAGUCUAUCAGGAAUGGGCAGACAAGCACAGUGAUCAAGCUUUGGCUAGGUUCUGCCUCUAUGGGCUGGCGGCUCAUCGCGUUCAGACCGAGGUUGUUGAUGGCAAGAAGCUUUUCGUGGUCAAGACUAAUGCCUUGUCGGCGCUGCCAGUCCGAGAGGGUCACGAGAGGUAUGGCGGCGAUGCGUAUUUUGAUGAGUCGUGGAAGCCAGUCAUGAUUGUGGAUCAUGGACUCGGGCCGAUGCAAGAGCACGAUGACCCUGUCAAGGUCGUUACCAAGCCAGGAGAUCCGGAGUGGGCACGGGCCAAGUUUCGUUUUAGAUCAUCAGCGUUCGUGCUGGUGACCCUCGUGGACCAUCUUUACCAUGUACACCUGCAAACCACAAAUUUGUUCGUCACGGCUUUGCGGGAACAGUUGUCGGCAGACCAUCCGAUUCGACGCUUCUUGACGCCCUUCACUUACCAGACCAUCUCCAUCAAUGACAAUGCCAAGUUCAAUCUUGUAGCUCCAAGAUCCAUGGGGCCACGCUGCUUCGCUCUUACACAAAAAGGUUUGGAGCUAGCGUUUACAGCAGCCCCCAACCUGGUUGUCCCAGGCACCAAAGACAUCUUCAACUUACGCACUUAUAUUCAGCAGCUCAAAGCAAGUGGCGUGGACACCGAAUACUGGCGCCAAGCCCUUGAGCUUUACGAGAUCAUGGAACGUUUCGUGGCCAACUACCUGUCGUGCUACUAUGUGUCGAAACGAGACCUAGCUGCCGACCCGGAGUUGCGAGCAUUUGGCCGGCAUUUCUUCCAUUGCUUGGAGGGGGUGGAUGCCGCAAGCCUCAGUCGCCUCGGAGCGCCCUGGAUCCAAUCUGUAUCCGACGAAGCCGCGGACGCAGAGGCCUGGGACUUUUAUGUCAAGUGGCUGGCCGGCGUAAUAUGGCUGGCGACUGCAGGUCAUGAGCAGAUGGGGGCUGUCGAGGUGUACGCACAGGAUGCAUCGUGGGCAUCAUUCAAGUGGUCACAUGGGGCGAUCCGCGGGACAAAGCAAACAGCAACUUUGCAGGCGCUACUCAUGUCCUUUACGUCAACACCGAUGCCAAAGCUGCUGGGCGAGGACUGGUCCCAUCUAUUUCCACCUGCGAAAGCAAACACCUCUCCGAAGGAUUCUUUGAAGAAGUUCCAGGGCGAGCUGGAGGCCAUGGCUCAGAGAUGUGAUCAGUUCAAUGCCACGGCGAAUUCCAGGAUGUUCCCCCACUGCUUUCCCAUGUACGUCAAUAAUCCACGCGUCUUGGAGACGAGUGUGAGUGUUUGA